CGGCAUCUUCCAGCAGUUCAACCUGUCGUUCUGUGAUGGAGCCAUCAGGUUCGGCUACGUGGGUGAAGCGCCAUUCAUUACGUUCAAUGAUCCAUACAAAUACGUCUUCAAAUACAUGGCCUUCUGGGCACCCAUUCAACAAGUUGAUUUUGACGACUUCUUGUACGUGCCAAACGGACUGGUUGACUCGUACUACCCGCUUACCGUAGAAACAAACACUCUGCGCACGAACGCGGACUUUUGGCAAGUGUACGACCUCUCGCCCAACGGCAGCCGUCUGCACGACUUCAGCAUCCGCUUCACGUACAAGGGCGGGGCUGACGCCAGGAUCGGUCUCUGCCGGAGUCGUGACUAUUCAUACCAAUAUCAACUACGCCUGUUACUCGACCAAGCAAUCUUGUACCGGACCGGCCUCGAUUGGUUCUCCAGCGUCUCAGUUCCUGGCCUGAUAUCGAACUCAGAAUUUCGUUCUUUCUACAUCACUAUGAAGUUCGGCACUUUCAGCUUUGGUCGACAAGGAUCGCCGACUCCUCUGAUGUUCUAUCAACAUCCUGGCAACUACACUGCAGGAUUUGUCACUCUCAUCAUCUCCUCGUACCAGGGGAUAUAUGGCCUCUGGCAGUUCGCGGACUUGCCUCACUUGGCCAACAACGGGGAUGGUGCCGCCACAGUGUCGGGAGGCUGAGAAGCUCCCGUACAUCUCAG
Molecule: messenger RNA, 705 nt
Organism: Hyalella azteca
Lineage: Eukaryota; Metazoa; Arthropoda; Malacostraca; Amphipoda; Hyalellidae
Exons: 5
Coding region: 116-685 (189 amino acids)
Source: RefSeq, a predicted model, not a curated record